UACAUCUCCCAGGCUCCUCUCUUUAAGGGGCAGGCAGUCAUGCGGAUGGAAACAGGAGUGGGCAUCCGCUUCGCUGCACGAAGAAGAAACUUUGAGGAAAGAUGCACGAAGAGGAGGAUGGCAGCGAAGCAAACUCCUGUAGAGCUUCUCGGAUUGUUGCCUCCAGAUCUGUGGAAGUGGCCGACAGCGACGCAGCGAAGGAGCAGGCCUCCAAACUGUGUGGAUACCUGAACAAACUGUCCGGCAAAGGGCCUCUGAGGGGGUACAAGCCGAGAUGGUUCGUGUACGAUCCGAGGAAAUGUUACUUGUAUUACUUCAAGACUCCCCAAGAUGCCUUGCCGCUCGGGCACAUCGAAAUCGGCGAUGCGAGCUUCAGCUACGAUGUGGAGGGGGAAGAGGGCCAGUUUGAGAUCCGCACCGCCGGGAAGGAGUUCCUGCUGAAGGCCCCCAGCAGGCAGGUGAUGCAUUUCUGGCUCCAGCAGUUACAGCAGAAGCGUUGGGAGUACAGCAACACACGAGUCUCCGGUCGGAGAGACAGCUGGAGCUCCCCGACUAUGGCCUACCCCCCCACCGGCCUCGUAGGCAAAGAAGAUGCGCUCGUCUUUGAGAAGCUAAGUGAAAGCAUGGAGAAGGUCCGCCACGACUUUUCUCUGGAGACAGAAACAGAUGGUGGAGGGAUGGUGGGGAUCCAGUCAGCCCGGGGGGGGCCUUCUGCCGGGUCGACAAACCCCCUCAACUUCUCCAUCAGAAACUUCGGUACAGAACUCAGGAACUCCAUGUCUUAUCUGCGGCCGGGCAGAGGAGGUGAGAGCAGACGCAGUAUGUUUUACACCAACAGCAGCAACAGUGCGGAGGAGUGGGAGAUCGUGGACACUCCAGCCAAGGACUUCGCCGAACAGAAACAUCCUCCAGACACUCACAGAAAUUCCUUUGGGUCAGCGUUUACAUUCGACUUUGUGCGCAACUCAGCGCGACCCAGGAAGUCUUUGCUCAGAGACAAGAUGGGCUCUGGGAGGUUCGGGCGCUCCACAGAGACGCGCAGUGCAGAGAACUCCCCGGUGGAGUGUAACGGCAACAAACCUUUGGAGAUGCAGCUUCGCCUCCAGAGCCAGCAGGAAGAGCUGAGCCGCAUGCAGCAGGAUCACGCCAAUCUCAGAGAGGAACUGGCCAGUCAGAAGGAGCUGGUGAGGCUCCUGCAGCAGACCCUGAGGACCUCACAGUACGACAGGCAGCCGGUUCACCGUCCAGCCCCGGCUCCAGAUCCAUCCGCAGCUUCAGACCAGAUUCAGGGUCCGGUCGUAACCCAGGAAGGGGUCGCCCAGGCGGAGGCCCUGCUUCAGGAGAAAGACGGACAGAUCCAGGCCCUGUGUGCCCACAUGGAGCGCCUCGCCUUAGAGAAGGAGAGUCUGCAACAAGAGCUGAAGGGCCUGAAGAUAAAGGUGGGGGAGAUAAACGACCAGCUGGGGAUGCUGAUGGAGACCAUCCAGGCCAAAGAUGAAGUCAUCAUCAAACUGUCGCAGGAGGGCUCCGAGCAGAGCGGCAACCCAGACAACGGUUCACCCCCUCCCUACAAAGAUCAGCAGGAGGUAGACAUCCUCAAGGACAGUCUUCAAGGCUACAAAACCCAGAACAAGUUCCUGAACAAAGAGAUCCUGGAGCUGACCGUGUUACGCAGGAAUGCAGAGAGCAGAGAAAAGACCUUAGAAGCAAAGUAUACGUCCCUGGAGGCCAAGCUGUGUCAGGUGGAGAGUAAGUAUCUGGUGCUGCUUCAAGAAGUGAAGAACCCAGUGUGUUCGUCUUCAGAGCAGAGCCCAGCCCGCGAGGUCAUCUCCAGAUUACUGGAGGACGCGCUGCAGGUAGAGAGCUCCGACCAGCAGGACCACCUCAUCUUCAAACCAAAUACUGUCAGUGAGUAUGACACGUUCGGCUUCAAAACCGUCCCUGAGGAGGAGGAAGAGGAGGAGAAGCUGGAUGCGAAGGUGAGAGCUCUGGAGCUGAAGUCCCUCUCCAUGACGGAUCAGGAGGUGUCUGUCGGGGUGAAGUGGGAGAACUAUCUGUCCAGCAUCAUGAACAGAGACAUGGUGCGCUCCCCUGAGCUCAAGGCCCUGUUUCGGAGCGGCGUUCCCCAUGAGCACCGCUCCAAGGUGUGGCGCUGGUGCGUUGCCUUCCAUGUCAAGAAGUUUAGGGACCACCUGCCGGCAGACUACUAUGAGACCCUACUGAACGUGGCCCGGGACAAGCCCAACCCGGCCUCCAAGCAGAUCGAGCUGGACUUACUGCGCACUUUGCCCAACAACAAGCACUAUUCCUCCCCGAGUGCCGGCGGGAUCCAGAAACUCAGGAACGUCCUGAUGGCUUUCUCCUGGAGGAAUCCGGAUAUCGGCUACUGCCAGGGACUCAACAGGCUGGCAGCUAUUGCCCUGCUCUAUCUGGACCAAGAGGACGCCUUCUGGUGCCUUAUAGCCAUUGUGGAGGUCUUCAUGCCAAGAGACUAUUACACAAAGACUCUGCUUGGCUCACAGGUUGACCAGCGUGUGUUCAAGGAUCUGAUGUGUGAGAAGCUCCCCCGGCUUCAUGUCCACUUCGAGCAGUACAAGGUAGACUUCUCCCUCAUCACCUUCAACUGGUUCCUGGUGGUGUUUGUGGACAGUGUGGUGAGCGACAUCCUCUUCAAGAUCUGGGAUGCCUUUCUCUACGAAGGUCCAAAGAUCAUGUUUCGCUGCGCCCUCGCUCUCUUCAAGUACAAAGAGGAAGAGUUUUUGAAGCUAGAUGAUUCCACAGCUAUCUUCAAAUAUCUCAGAUACUUCACACGCACAAUCCUGGAUUCAAGGAAGCUGAUGAACAUCGCUUUUGGGGACAUGAACCCGUUCCCAAUGCGGUCGAUCCAGAACCGCCGCUCCUUCCACCUGGAGAAGGUCCGUCUGGAGCUGACGGAGCUGGAGGCCAUCAGACAGACCUUCCUCCGGGAGAGAGAGACGACUCAGGACAGGCGGAGCUUCGUCAGUGACGAUGAGGAGGAUAACUGAGGUUAAGCCUGCUGCUGAAGUAUGAAGACGUCAUGUCUAGAAGUCCCUGAUGUGUCGCAGUUGAAAAGGGAAGUUUCCUAAAGGAUUGUUGGAGUUGUUUUCCGAGACAGACUAAUCAACUUUUCUACAUUUUGAUUGAAACUGCAUCAAAAGGCCAAAACAUUACAAGCCGUAUGGGCUUUCUAUCAGUAUUCCUGCCAUUUAGAAAAAAAGAAAAUCGUUAUUAUUAUAUGCUUCAUCAUGUUUCUUCCACUUCAAUGCCAAACUUUACUUUUGCCGUCUGAAUCAGUAUUUCUUUUUUCAACUUGGCUGUGAUCUUUUAAUCUUCGGCGAUUCUGUGCCCGUUGAAGGAUUGAUUGUAUUGUAAUUUUUCUUUUGUUUUACUUUUUGCUGUCUCUGCCCCAAUUCAUUUCAGACAUAUCUUCAGAUUGUUUACCUUAAUCAUUCUUUUUAUAUUUUCCCGAUGCCACUCAACAACACACUUUUGUGUUUUAUCCUUGUCUAUCAAAUGCACUUAAAUCACUUAUGCUGAAAUUCAAAAUGCGCUGAAAAGUCUUAGAGCCUUAUGAUCACAGUCGUUCCACAUCGUGCAAGAAUACACACAAAGGCGUUUUCAAGAAUCCCAUGUAUUAAUUAUUAGUAAAACAGCAACAUUACGAGGAAGAAUUUUCCCAUUUUAUUAUCUCAGGAUUCAGAUUAAAUAACUUCCAAAUUGUGAGAUAAUUUUUUGUUAUAUCAUUUUAAACUUAAAUUCCACUUAAUUACUCAAUGUUCCCAAAGACAUGUCUGACAAACGAAUACUUGUUUACAUCUAAAUUUGCGCUUAAACUUUGUAAAAAAAAAGUAACAGGCAGUGGAUUUGGUUUUAGAAAUGACCGGUCUGACCAUUUUAUUUGACGUAUUCUAAGAUAUGUGAAUUUAGAGUAAUUUUCCAUGACUUGUUUUUAGUAAUGUCUUAAUUUUUCUAAACAUAAAUUGGGUUUGUUAGGUGUUUAAAGCGUUCAAUUUCCCCUUAUUUUGCCAGAUAUACAUGCAUAAUGCUGUUAUUUCUCCUCUGAUGUAUUUGCAUCUCUUGUCCACAGUGUGGCAGUAUAACAUUGUGUCUCGCUUGUGUUUACAGUUGUUCACAGGUACCCUCCACACAGUAUGAUUUAUACAGUUUAUUAUACUGUACUGAUAAAAUGGCUGUGUAGUCCAUCUGCCGGUAUGAUUGUUUGUGAAAAAUUGAAAUAUGAUUUGUAAUCUAUGAGGGAAGUGUUUCAGGAUAUUUCAAGACGUGUGUAGCAACAUCUUUCUUCCACAUCCAGGUAGCCUACUUACAAAAGACAGUUGACUUUAGCACUGUGACAGUAUUCUAUUUUACGACAUUUAUUUGUUUUACAAUGUAUAAUGUUUAACAGACCCGCCCGUUGCGGAAAACGGAUCUACAGUACUUGCUUAGAAAGAAACCAUGUUUAUAUUUGGUAAAUCCACAGUGGAAAACUGUUGUUUGAAUGGGAAUCUUCAAGACAGGGAGACAGACAUGUAAUUACUUAGCCGCUUCUCUUGUAUGCUGAUAUAUUGUUUACAGUUACUGUUAUUUUUACGUUACUUUUAAGCUGUUUACAGAUUUUCCUUGCUGUACGUUAUAUCAUUGACUUCCCUUUCUCUACAGAUCAGCUAGCAUCAUGUUACUUCUCUGUUAGACCACCUGAACUUGUUAACAGUUGUUAUAAUUGUAGUCGUUCAUAAUGAGGGAUACAGGAAUGUUGGAUGACCUGUAGAAGCAGAGAUGGAUUUUUUGUAUUUCUCCAUGAGAGCAGGCCUCUCUAGAGAUUUGACUUUGAUUGGUUUGAGAUAUAAAAAAAAGUUUCUGGGUACCCAUUCAUUUUGUCAUACAGUACUUUUGCCCAUAUUUUAAAACAUAUACGGCUGGUUCACAUUUAUCUUUUGUUUUCAUAUGGAAAAAGCUACAUUUAUUGUAUCACCCUUUCCUUCUUUUCUCUGUUGCCUUCUUUCCCAGCAAUGUAUUGCACAAGUAUAAUGAGAAGUUGACUUCAGAAUUAUAUGGGGUACUUCACUUCUUUAUAUGUAAACCUCUAUGGUAUCUUGUUCAUUGUUAAUCUGUAUCAAUUAAUUAUUAAAGCAUUAAGUAUACGCCACUAUGUUUUUGUAAUACCAGCUAAAAGACACAUUCAAUAAACAAUGGCUGACUGAG
Messenger RNA from Notothenia coriiceps (black rockcod), 5223 nucleotides. RefSeq names its product TBC1 domain family, member 2B (gene tbc1d2b). Gene Ontology annotation, molecular function: GTPase activator activity; small GTPase binding. The coding region runs from base 102 to 3026 and encodes 974 amino acids. NCBI's taxonomy places the organism in Eukaryota, Metazoa, Chordata, Actinopteri, Perciformes, Nototheniidae. Gene Ontology annotation, biological process: regulation of GTPase activity. The record is from RefSeq and is a predicted model, not a curated record. The transcript has 13 exons.